Sparassis crispa is the source of this 3615-nucleotide messenger RNA. RefSeq lists its product with no specific name. Gene Ontology annotation, molecular function: zinc ion binding; nucleic acid binding. Bases 1 to 3615 code for a protein of 1204 amino acids. NCBI's taxonomy places the organism in Eukaryota, Fungi, Basidiomycota, Agaricomycetes, Polyporales, Sparassidaceae. The transcript has a single exon. The record is from RefSeq and is a predicted model, not a curated record.
AUGGAUCCUCAGGCUCAGCUCGCCGCGCUUGCUGCUGGCCUUCCCGAGGACACCUAUCACGCUCUCGAGGCAAUCCUUCGUGAUCUUGACCACCGCGUUACUCACGCUCAGGCCCCAGCCCUUUCUGCCGACAAUAUCCGCAUUGCCCUCGAACACGGUUUUGCGAACGCCCAAUUCAAUCUCCCUCCGGCACAUUUUACUCUCCCGCCUGCUCCUCCUCCGCCACCUGUUUCCGUGCAUCCCGGCCAAUUCAAGGUCGACCUCGCACAUUUCCACGGCAAGGAUAGCGACGAUCUUGGUGCUUGGCUGACGUUGAUCGAGGAUUACCUCCGAGGUCAGCACAUUCCUGAGGUGGAUUGGCCGUUACAAGUCCCGAUGCUGUUCCGUGGUGAGGCUCAGCGUUGGUACGUUGCACAGAAGAAGAAGAUCGGGCGUGGCUUUACCUGGGCUGAGUUGCGAAAGGCUCUGACAGACAAGUUCGAUACGCCGUUGCGUGUUGAGACUCUGCGCAAUGAGCUGCGUUCUGUUCCUUGGAAAGGGAACCUUACUCGAUAUGCUGCCGCUUUCCGCGACCUCGAGACUCAGAUUCCUGAGGUUGACAUGACAUUUGGUGACCGCUUGUCGAAUUUUCUCAGCCGUCUUCCAGUCGAGUUUGCGAAGGACAUCCGCCGCGACAAGCCGAAGAAUGUCGAGGAGAUGUAUUUUUUGGCGCGCGAGAUUGAACGCCUCUCAAACCUUCAUCAUGUCCCUGCGCAGCAUCAGAACAACACAAACGGUUUCUGCAAGAAGACGAAAGGGUUUACUCACCAUCUUUUUUCAUCAUCUUCAUCUUCUCCGUCUGCCGCAUCAUCUUCACCUUCGGCUCCUCCUACGUCUUCAUCACCAUCUACUGGUCCAGUUCCGAUGGACCUUGAUGCGAUGGAACAGCCGCCACCACUGAAGACGAAGGAUCGGGUUAGCCGUGUACGUUGCUUUAACUGCAAUGGCCUUGGCCAUUAUAGCCGAAAUUGUCGCUUACCUCGGAAACGUCGUCCUCCGCAGGAGUUGAACCUCUUCGAGGGAAGCGAGCCCCCGCUGUUCACUGAUUGCUGCGAGGAACCGUUGGAGUUAUCAGUGCUUGAUCUAUCCGAUGAUGCACCUGAACCUCAUUUAUUGCCCACCUAUGCUGUCCAGCUCGCUCCCAGUGUCAAUGCGAAGCCUCUUCAGCUCGCGUCGGCCAUUAUUGAUACUGGUGCCGCCUACUGCUAUAUCAAGCCGUCAGUUGUCAGAAGGGCUAAUCUUACGACGUACCCUAUGAUGGCUCAUUCUGUUCGCAGUGCGGGUGCCACUACCACGUCAGCUUGGGCUCAUUUCGCCAUCAAAAUUGGGGGUUGGCAGAAGCCGAUUUGCGCAUUCAUCUUGGACACCGAUACACUGCGCUUCGACAUGGUUAUCGGCCAAGAAUGGCUGCAGAAGUAUAAUGCGCAGCCUGAUUGGGCUACGCGCUCUUGGUUCUUGACGGAUCCACGUACUUGUCAGGUUGUACGGCUGCAUGCCAUGACUGUACAGCAGCCUCUUCCCCUGCCGCGCAUCGCUGGAGCCGCUGCAUCAAACCGUUGGGCUUCUCUUGUAGCUGCCCCAUUGGAGUUGUACUCGUUAGCUGAAGAACCUGUAACUGAGUCUCCGCAGGAAACCUCUGGCCACAAAUCCCCACUAGCGAAGAUCAAAUCGUUUGGUGCACGCUUGCAUGCGCGUAUGAAGGCAAAGUUUCCACGGUUAUUUCGUACGAAGCUUGGUGCACCACCGGCAGGUCGAUGUGAACAUGUCAUCGAUGUGACUGGAACACGACCAAUUCGUGCGCAUGGGCGUCCUUUAUCGCCACCGGAGCACGAGGAGGUUCGGAAGUUUGUUGACGAAGGUUUGCAGGAUGGAAUUAUUGAACCGAGCAAGUCUCCGUGGUCCGCGCCAUUGAUUCUCAUUCGGAAGAAGGACGGAAAAAUGCGGGUAUGUGUUGAUUUCCGUCAGCUUAAUAACUUCACUGUACGGAAUGCUUACCCUCUUCCUCGUAUCGAUGAUUCCUAUCAAAAUCUUCGUGGCGCGCGUUUCUUCACGACCCUUGACUUGCGAUCCGGUUACUGGCAGAUCCCACUCAGUGCUGCAUCACGCCCGCUGACCGCGUUUGCUACGCGUUUCGGCCACUAUCAGUUUUGUGUUAUGCCUCUCGGCCUCUGCAAUGCACCUGCGACUUUCCAGAACUUUAUGAAUGACCUCCUUCGUUCGCGUCUUGAUCGCUGCGUAAUGGUCUACCUUGAUGACAUCAUCAUCUACUCACCGAACCUUCCGCAGCAUCUCGCUGAUGUCGACUGGGUCCUCACCCGUCUUGAUCACCAGGGUCUGAUCCUACACGAGGACAAAUGUCAGUGGGUUCAAACCGAGUUGACUUAUCUCGGGCACAUUGUUUCUAUUGCCGGUGUCCGUCCGAAUCCAGAGAAAGUCCAGGCCAUCACUGAAUGGCCACGUCCCGAUAACGUUACUCGUCUUCGCGGUUUCCUCAAUCUUACUGGCUACUACCGCCGUUUCAUGAAAGGGUUUGCGAAGAUUGCUGGGCCGAUGUACGAUUUAUUAAAGGGCAAUCCCCGGAAGCGUGCUGAAAUUAAAUGGUCAGCCCCUUGCGAACAGGCUUUUGUCGCUUUGAAAUCGCGACUUACCUCUGCUCCUCUUCUCAGUUACCCGUCACCUUGGCGUCUCUUCGUUCUCGAUGUUGAUGCUUCGGGCCAUGCUAUUGGUGGUAUCCUCCAUCAAUCGCAAAAUGAUUUUCCCAAGGGGGAGGGAGAUUGCUCACGCUUCGCGUUCAAGGAGUCUGAUCUUCGGCCGAUUGCUUUUGAAUCACGUCGUAUGACCCCGACUGAGCAGCGGUACUCCGCGCAGGAGCGCGAAAUGCUUGCGAUUGAUCACUGUUUGCAGAAAUGGCGAAGCUACGUUGAAGGCUCACCUGUUGUUGUGCGUUCCGACCAUGAAUCUUUGAAGUACUUCUUGUCGCAGAAACAUUUGGGUCGCCGUCUUGCCCGUUUCGCCGACAACAUCGCACACUUUGAUGUGCUAAUCCGGUACCACCCCGGUCGUAAUCAGCUUGCCGCUGAUGCAUUGUCCCGUCGUGAUGGCCAAGCUGAUGUUCCAGACUACGAGGCCUCUGGCCCAUUGUUUGCGAACCCGAUGGAGCCAGCAGUGGACCAUGAUAGGUCAGCACUUUUCGAGACUUUGAAGAAAUGGAGAGAAGACUUACUUCGAGAUGCUAGUGCUGAGCCGAGUCGUCGCGGCUUCCUUGUCCGCGAUGGUGCACUCUUUCACUCUGUUGACCUUGGUCAGGGCGAAGUCUUCUUGCCAGUUCUGGUGAACCUUGACGAGGCCUUGCGGGUCAUUCGGGAGGUACACACCGACCUCGGACAUCUCGGUGUUCGUGCAGUUGCGGAAGCAUUGAAGUCGCGCGUAUGGCUGCCAAUUGUCACUGAGUUAGUCGAAUUCGUUAUCCGUCGCUGCGAUGCUUGCCAGUUCACGCAGCGCGAGCUCCACCUGCCCAGCCGUUGCACCCACUUCCUCGUACGGAUGCCUUUGAUCGUUGGGCUUUCGACUUUAUAG